AACCAACUUUCCUCUACAGUCAUGAAUCCUCCAGACACCGUCCCUGCCAAUGCGUUCGUCAAUGUCACACUAUCGGGUGCCACCAAGAACGGUGUUCCUAUUCAUCUCCAACGCGGAGUGCCCCGUCCCAACAAACCCUUUCUUCUCGAUGGUCUGUCAGAUGCUGUCAUAGGGAAGCGACCGCCUAAGCGACUGCCAUCUAAACUUCCACCCCCUGGCGACAUGACACUUCACUUGUCCCUCGGUACUAAAAUUGGCCGCGGCCGCGUUGGCAGAGUUUAUGAGGCCACGGUCGACCUGAAGCAGUCCAGUCCAGAAUUGACCAACAUGGUACUUCCCCCGCUAGUUGUUAAAGUGUCACGUCGGCACGACGCUAAGAGACUUGCGCGAGAAGCAUUCUACUAUGAGGAGAUGGAAUGCCUGCAAGGUUGCGCUAUUCCCAGAUAUUACGGCUUGUACCAGACCACCAUCCCGCCCGCGACAGACUUCUUGCCUUGGACACACGACAAAGUCAAUAGACGUCCAGGUCGCCACGGAGACUACAGUGACGAAUCGGACUCAGAAUCAGAAUCAGAACCCGAGUCGAAGUCCAGUGACAAGGAUGACGAUGACGAUGCUGAAGAUGAAGACGCCGAUUCUCAAGUGUACUCAUCUGAUGAGGAAGAACUCCCAACGCCAACGAUACUCAGUAUUUUGAUCCUAGAGCGUGUGGGAGGUCGUAUACCUCUGCGCAAACCUCUAUCGGAUGAUGUCCACGAAGAUAUACACACCAUUUAUGCUGAUUUCGGCCGACUCGGUGUUGACCAUUGCGAUAUCCGAUACUUCAACAUUCUUCGUGCGCCCUCUUCUUCCGAAAGUCCAUUGCCUUCCUUGCCGUCGCCAUUCACUCAGCGCACAUACAACUGGCGGGUUGUUGACUUUGACAACGCGUGCAAGUCCAACAUGAAUGCAGAUUUUUUCCGGGGUUACCAUCAUGGUCUCCUUGUUAGACUUCUGACUAACUUGCCGUGGGGAUUCUUAUGCAACACUUACGAUAUUCCGGAUCAUGUUCUCAAACUAGAUUCCACGUUGAAAUAGAAUUUGACGAAGUUGAUCAUUCCUGCGGAAGUUGGAAGCCGUUGCCAAAUUGGGACAGAAGCGACGAGUCAGUACAAACAUUUUUAGUCGUCUUUCUCAUCAUGUCCACUUCGCAACAAAACUGUUCCACCAAUUCCUAAUGAAAUAUCUACAAGU
Somion occarium is the source of this 1233-nucleotide messenger RNA. Lineage: Eukaryota; Fungi; Basidiomycota; Agaricomycetes; Polyporales; Cerrenaceae. The record is from the annotation of a GenBank genome assembly.